Numida meleagris (helmeted guineafowl) is the source of this 5845-nucleotide messenger RNA. RefSeq names its product urotensin 2 (gene UTS2). Gene Ontology annotation, cellular component: extracellular region. The record is from RefSeq and is a predicted model, not a curated record. The transcript has 4 exons. Bases 4679 to 5053 code for a protein of 124 amino acids. Lineage: Eukaryota; Metazoa; Chordata; Aves; Galliformes; Numididae. Gene Ontology annotation, biological process: blood vessel diameter maintenance; regulation of blood pressure. Gene Ontology annotation, molecular function: hormone activity.
CCAUCACUCCCCUGUUACUUUCCCCCAAAAAAGUGAUCUUACACUUCUAAAAGUCAAUUCUACACUCCACUGACUGUUAAAAGUAGACUCAACCCUGGGGGCUACUCUAAGUAUGCUCAGAAGGUUUCUCAGCGCCAUCUCCUGGGGCAGCAAUUUCAUGAUCACUGCCUUUAUAUCCAGUAAGGGACAAACCCAAAAGCUUAUUUACUCAGUUUAGAAAACCAAACAGGUAAAUGUACUCACAUAUCCCAGUUCAGUCUCAACAGUUCUCUCCCCUCACAAUUCUAACACCAAGAAAGUAUUGGUGUACAGUACCCAGGAUCAGAACUGACUUGAACUACACUGUGUUACUGGAAAGCCUCCAAAAAUUCAGUUGUUAUCACAACACAUCCCAACGUACUUCUCAAGGAAGCCCAAUCCGGAUACAUUAACGCGUCGCAGUUGCAGCAGUGCUUCAGAAGCAAACAUACAUCUCGAAAGAAAAUAAGCCCAGCCCUCCAGCUUGGUCUAAUCUGGUCUGAAAAAGGAGUAUAAGUACGGGCAGUCACUGACUUGCAGCCUUUCAGCAAGCCUGCUUUGUCCUACAUUCUGCGCAGAGUGCUGAGCAGAUAUGGAGAAGGGUUGAGAGAGUUCCAUUCUGUAGAACGGUUCCUUAUACUGUCUGUUCUCAUCAGUUUUAAAAAUAAACUGUAAUUGCAUAGUCAGUUCCAUUACAUCUUUUGUGGAACAAACCUUAUUUCAAGAUCUGGUCUCUGUUCCCCCGUUUGUGGCCACAUUAUCCAGAAUUCAAUUCCCACAAGAUACUGAUGUGCUAUAUUUCCAAGCUCCAGUCAUGCCAGACUUACUUUCCUUCAUGUCAAACAGUGCGAAGCUUUCAUGUGCUAAUUCUGUAGUACUAAGAGGACAAGGGAGUUAAGGACCAGUUUGUCAAGCCUGACUUAGAUAAUAUACCCAGACUAUAGUGUGCCAGCCCAGCAGGGGAGGAAAAAAGUAAGAAGAAAAGGGUUAUUUUUUUCCUAAAGUGGGGGAAGCUAUACUAACAAAGAAGCAAUGUUUUAGCAGCUGUGAUCUUGUACCAGACUAAGUUUUUAGACCACUGGACAAUUCCACUGAUAAAGACACUAUCUUCAGAAAGGUCCAGAGGCCUCCCAUCUUCAUUUAGUGCAAAGGCAUGCAGGUAUGUACACAUACUCACUUCCGCAAACCCUUCAGCCCAUCACAGAACAAGAAAACAUCCAGGUCAGAACCUCUGAGAUCUUAAAAAACUUGGAGAGAAUUUCAGAAGAUACAAGUACUACUGCGCAUACCAAGCACACCAUACAGUUGAUCGAACAUGCAUGUUGAUGCUGCAUGUGCUACAUCACAGUUUGCACACAGUGCACAAAAGGAGCAUCUUCAAAAAAGGAAGCGUGGCCAAGGUAUGGCUUUUUUUGUUGCCAUUUAAUAAUCAUGUAACAAAGCUGAAUAAUUACCACAAUGAGAAACAGAAAUUCUUAAGUGGUUAUGAGGACAAAAAUCUGCUAAAACCCAGCAAUGACAGCAAGCAGCAAACAAAAAACCGCUAAAUAAUAUGCUAGACCCUAGCAGAAAAAGUGAGUAACACAACAAGUAGUUUUCCUCUCAUACCAGCCAACACACGUAUGUGCGCAGGUAUUCUGAUGGAUUAACUGAAACAAAAUGUUAGAUUAAAAAUUCUAGUACAUGAUUAACUUAGUUUUACAUGUUGUUUAUAGAAUCAUUAUACAUAUAUACAAUUUCUGUAAGUAUAGUUUAUUUGAUAAGCUUGACAGAUGCCCCAUCUCUGGAGGUGCCCAAGGCCAGGCUGCACGGGGUCCUGGGCAGCCCGACCCGGUGGGUGGCAACUAGCCCAUGGCAGGGGUUGGAACUAGGUGUGCUUUAAGGUCCCUUCCAACCCAAGCCACUCUAUGAUUUUAUAAGCUCAUCUACUAUUAAAGUUUCAAUAUAAAAACAUCCUACUGCAUGCCUGUCUUCAUACCAACUAAAUGCAAGCCAGAAAAUUACACCAAGAGUUAUAUAUCCCAGAAGUUCUUCACACAUACAUUACAGUUAAAUCACAAGAUGUCUCCUCUAUAGUUCCUCCUUUCACCAGUUGCCACAGUACUUGAUCAGUAUAAUGUAGCUUGUGCUUACUUAGCAUAAAAGCAGCUUAAAACAGGUGAAAAAUCUUUUAAAAUCUUUUGCAUUACUGAUCAGAUUUCAGUCUUACUGCUUAACUCAGAAGGCAGACAGUUGGCAGGUUUUUCCCCAUUUUUUCCCCCUUGACUUUAUAAGCAAUUUAUUGUUCAGGAGUCACCACUUUAAAUCAAAAAUAGUUGUUUCUUCUGAUAAUUUGAGACAACUUUUUUAAUGCUAGGUUGAUUUGUAUUUACUAUUCUGAGUCUGUUCAGUAAUGCAUUUCCACUCCUGCUGCUCUGUUACAUUAAACCGAAGCAAGUGAAAGAAAGUCAAUUAGAAUAAACAAGAACUUAAAAAAAUUUCGCUCAAAACAGUGCUUUGAUAAAAUGUAAAAGUUCUGUGCAGAUCAGUUCUUAGUUUUGCAAAACACAAUUCACAUUUUCUUCCUUCACCCAUGAAUUUGGGGUUUUGUACCUUUAUUUGGGAUGAGCUGUUUCUUCACUUUGCAUAAUGACGUGUGCCCUGUCCCCUCACGAAAAUGCCUUUGACAUUUCAGUAGAGGAAAGAAUGUUUAAGUGACAACUUCAAAUCUGAGUAAAGGCAAUAAGCUGUGGGCAAGUUGCCCAACUUCUACAUGACGCACUUCAUGAUUGCUCUAAGAGGCUGAGUCUUCCUUGUGAGAAGACAAAGGACAUAAGCUGCUUGUGAAGAAUGCUUCAUUAGCUUUCCUUGGAGGAUGCUCAGAGUGAAUAUUGAUAAUGCCAUUGUCAUUGAUAGUUCACUGAAGGAGAAACAUUUGUACAGAGCAUCCAGAACCAACUGUGAGAUCACGCAUCAAAUCAAACCUAAUUACUGUCUGCAGUUUUGGAACAAGGAGUUACAUGACUCAGAUGAGGGGAGAGAAUUCCUCUCUAGCUACUUCUCUCGUAAGAAAGCAAAGGGAGAGAGGCGCAUUAAAACAUAUUAGGAUAAUUCUGUAGGGGAAUUCUUUUGCCAUAUUCACCGACUUCAGCAAAGUCCACCAAAACAAGUUUCACAGUUACAGAACACAUGCUACAGGUGUAUGGAGUCAGUAUUGUACCUAUCUGUACACAAAGGACAGUAGAAAAGUUUAGUGGUCCUUUCUAGUUAAAGGUCCUCUGCCACCUCUUCCACCCACUGCCUUUGUACUCAAAGUAGAGCAUUUGAACUUAUAUGGUGAUGCUGAUUUUAAAACGGUUCUAGGAGCCACAUAAUUUACAAUAUAAAAAUGAAUCUUCAACGGGAAAUGUAAACAAAGAAAGGAGGAAGCAGAUAAGUUCAUUCCUUGUGCAGCUUAGAAUUAUCACAAAUAAAAAGUGGAAAGAACAACAGUAGCAGCAGUUAGAUUUCAUAGUAUUUUGAAGAGGAUUUGAAAGCAUGAAUGUUUGAUAAGAGAGGCAAGGAAGGAAGAAAAUUACUGAACCUCUAUUACCAGUCUGAGCAGACAAUUCUUUUCUUUCAUUUUAGGAAAAUUAUCAUAAAAUUUCUUUUUAUAUUGAAGUUGCUAGACAGUUAGAUGGGACGCUUCAUAAAGAAUGAAGAUGAGGGACCAGUCCAGUGAGCUCUUCCCCGAUAUAAAAAAUGAAAUUUUAAGUAGAGAAGGCAAAAUAUGCCAGAUGGAAGGAAAGAGACUAACCUGAUGAGAUUAUAUAUUACAUGUUGCAGCUACUGCAUUUACAUUAAAAGCAAAAUACAAACUGGAAAAGCAGCUAGCUAGAACGUGCAGAAUAAAGAAGUUACUUCCAAGUGAAGGAAACAGAAGAUAAAGUGGAAUGGAGAUAGGACUCCCAGUCUAGGGAGGGACCUGAGUUUAAUAUCAACCAAGGUAGUUUAUACAUAUCAAUUAAGUUUCCACACAGAAGCUCUACUUUCUCUGCCAAGAUGAUUUUCUAGGGCUACACUAGAUAAGGUCAUCUCAAACAAAGUGAAAAGCUUCAAGAAAGAAAGAAGCCCCUACCACUAUCAUUCUCCUUGUAAAUUAACAAGACGUUCUAACGCCCCUUCUCUUUUGCUUCAUCUGGCACAAGAACCCCAAACACAAUACAUCCAUCCAUUUCACAAAAGAGGAAAAAAAAAACAAACGUAUUUCAUAUCAGAUGCUUUGCGUCAAGACUGCUAAGGCUCAUAAAUCUUAUUGCCCUGGUCAUUUCAACCAACGUCUGACCCUUUUGUUAACUCAUGAUUUAUAACUGGAAGUUACUUUUCUUUAUGCCAGAUUUAUAAACUUUACUGUGCUUGGUUUGAUAUAAUAUCCAUUUUGUACACCAAGCUAUAAGACAGUAAAUUUAUUGUCCAUGAAGUGUUACCUUGAAAAAUUACAUCAAUGCAAAGUGGUUUCCAUUUACAAUCAAUAGACAAUAAAUCCAUUGGAUUUCUUUUCUGGGGGGGAGGGAGGGGGAAUAUGAUCAUAUUUAUGAGGUCAUGAGUGGCUAUAUAAUGAGUGAAACUGGGAGCAGAGGCAACAGUCUAGAGUUCCAAAUUACAGGCAUUGACAAGACAAAAUAUACUCAACAGAGCAACAAUGCAUAAGCUGGUAUUCUGCUGUCUCAUUAUCAUCAUCUUCUCGUGUCCUCUCUUUUCUCUCCCCGUCAUCAACACCAGCGAGAUGUCUUAUCAACUCUCAGCUGAUGAAGAUUCAAGACUAAAUCUGGAGCAGCUGGGCAGCUCAGAAAGUACCUCCCUGCCUCAGUUUCUGCAGGAGCUCUUGGGCACACUGGCUGAAGACAAUAAAGCAGGUCUUACCUCCAGCAGCUACAAUCCAAGGAAAAAUGCCAAAGAGACUCUCUACGAAAAUCACCCUCGAAUUGCUCUGCUGGGCCGCUUGUUGACGAAGGACAGGAAGCAGUACAAGAAACGUGGCAACCUUUCUGAAUGCUUCUGGAAAUACUGUGUGUAAACAGAACAAACUCUCCCUGACUUCGGCUGCAUAAUUUAUAUAUAUAUCUGAAACCAUGUACAUAAAAUUUGCUUGAUUUGAAAUCAGAAUUAAGAAAUUUGAAGAUAGCUCCUAACUUUAGACUCUACACUACUUGGAAAUUAAUAAAUUGUUGAUGUUUUGCAAAUAUUCUGUGAGCAGAGUAGUAUUUUCUUAGAGUUCAGCACAACAGGAUGAAAGUAACGGUACAAAAUGACAAAUAUGAAACACGAUGAGAACUUGGGCAGUUCUCCUGCCCAAGCAUGGAGAGAGCAUGACUCUCAUGGGGUCCCAUGACACUUCCCUUUUUCCCUCAAGAAGUGGCCUCAACUAUGUAUAAGUUCAGAAGCAAAAGGGCUUUCUCCUUUGCUAUAUGAUCCCUCGAUGCAAUUGGAAGUGCCAGGAAGGAAGGGCUCUGAUAACACCGACCCACUGAAGGAUGGCAGCACAACUGGAGCCCAGUCCCCUCCUGCUGUUCCCAAGGCACCCCAAAAAGAAUAAGAGCAUGUCUGGAUCAAGCAUCUAUUCCUACUACCUCUGGAGAUACCACUCACAAAUAAAGUCCUACCAAAUCUGUUUCUCAGCAGCAUCUUGACUAGCCCCAGCUGCUUAGGACAACAGAAUUACCAGCGCAUAACAAAAGCUUUACUGAUUGUAGCUGAUCAUUAUCAAGUACAGCAUGGAAGGUAAACAGUAGUGCUGACUAUGACAGGACUUCCAACUCAGACUGCAAACUGUCAGUGGAGAAGGACAAGAAUGAGAUGACUUAACAGA